UAUUUUGCUGGAAUCGGUUCUUCCGCGGGGCGGAAGAGGUAUGUCUGCCUGUUCCCAGAUCAUUUCCAGCCCCCUUUCCUAGCAGGAACCCAUGAGUAAGCUGUGGCGGCGCGGGAGCACCUCUGGGGCUAUGGAGGCCCCUGAGCCAGGCUCUCCUUCCGCAGGGGAGGCGCUGGAGUUGAGUCUGGCGGGUGCCCACGGCCACGGAGUGCACAAGAAAAAGCACAAGAAGCACAAGAAGAAACACAAGAAAAAACACCAUCAGGAAGAGGAAGCUGGGCCCACGCAGCCGUCUCCUGCCAAGCCCCAGCUCAAACUCAAAAUCAAGCUGGGUGGGCAGGUCCUGGGCACCAAGAGUGUUCCUACCUUCACUGUGAUCCCUGAGGGGCCCCGGUCCCCCUCUCCCCUUAUGGUUGUGGACAAUGAAGAGGAACCAAUGGAAGGAGUCCCCCUUGAGCAGUACCGUGCCUGGCUGGAUGAAGAUAGUAAUUUGUCCCCCUCCCCACUUCGAGAUUUGUCGGGGGACUUAGGGGGUCAGGAGGAAGAGGAGGAACAGAGGUGGCUGGAUGCCCUGGAGAAGGGGGAGCUAGAUGACAAUGGAGAUCUCAAGAAGGAGAUCAAUGAACGGCUGCUCACUGCUCGACAGCGAGCUAUGCUCCAGAAGGCGCAGAGUCAGCCUUCCCCGAUGCUGCCGCUGCCUGUGGCUGGGGGCUGCCCGGCCCCCGCCCUCACCGAGGAGAUGCUACUGAAGCGCGAGGAGCGGGCUCGAAAGAGGCGGCUCAAGACGGCAGCGCCCAGCGGGCGUGGGGGCCGAGGGGCCGCGAGGGGGGAGCGGCGGGGAGGGCGGACCGCGGCCCCGGCCCCCAUGGUGCGCUACAGCAGCGGGGCACAGGGUUCCACCCUUUCCUUCCCACCUGGCGUCCCCACCCCCGCACCAGUGUCUCAGCGGCCACCCCCGCCUGGCCCUCCUCCACGGUGUUCGGUCCCUGGGUGUCCGCACCCGCGCCGCUACGCCUGCUCCCGCACGGGCCAGGCACUCUGCAGCCUGCAGUGCUACCGCAUCAACCUGCAGAUGCGCCUGGGGAGACCCGAAGGCCCCGGGUCCCCCCUUUUGGCUACUUAAGGCCCGUAACCAGGACUCUGUACCCUCCCCCCUGCCCGAUUCAGUGUCUUCCUUAUUAAAUGUUAUCCGGUGCCUCGA
Molecule: messenger RNA, 1201 nt
Organism: Myotis davidii
Lineage: Eukaryota; Metazoa; Chordata; Mammalia; Chiroptera; Vespertilionidae
Gene: INO80B
Product: INO80 complex subunit B
Exons: 5
Coding region: 92-1123 (343 amino acids)
Biological process (GO): chromatin remodeling
Cellular component (GO): Ino80 complex
Source: RefSeq, a predicted model, not a curated record